AUCACGUGCUAGCUAAAAAUAGCCACGUGACAUUAACGUCGUUAGUCUGGUGAGUUAGAACAUGGACCUUACUUAUAUAACUUAGGCCCAUACGCCUUAGUUGAAAUAUUAUUUUAGGCCCAUGAAAUUAUUGUUUCCUAACCCACAUAAUAUUUGUUCUAAAAACCAUACCAAUUUUAUGAUUACCUACCAUUUUUAGUUAUAUUCGGUAAAACGUUUAUUGCAACUUUUAACACCUUUGUCCAUAUGUGAGUUAUAAACUCAGUUGAAUAAUGUGAGAGAGUACACAAUUGGAUAAUGAUUUUAUAGAAAAUGCAUUGAAGGGGGGAUUGAAGGAUACGUCGUCAUCGUCAUUAAUUCACCAUUAGUCAUCACUGACUAUUGACUAAGACUAGUAAAAAAAAAAAAAAACGUGGCAGUUGACAAGAGAGUUAACACCGAGAGAGAGAGUGAGAGAUUAAUAAAUCUAAAAAGUGAUUAUUGAUUAAUGAUAUACGGAGCAAAAAAAAAAAAAGAAAAUCGCGAGAAAAGAGGAAGCACGACGACAGAUUAGAGAAACUAGGAAGCGUGCUUUGCAAUGGUAUAAGCAGAAAGCACUAAGCACAUAUCUCGAGAGAUGGAUUACGGAGAAGAUGGUGUCCCCUCGUGGAAUUGGCAAACGCAGAGCUAUGAUCACCCACCACAGUCUACUACUCUCUCUGAUGUGACCAUGACUGAAGUCAUUUUAAACCAAGAAGACCACUCCUACAUGUUUGAUGAUGAAUCCACCCCGGUUAAGGCCUGUAGCGAGCUGAGUUAUCAUGUCACAACAGAUGAAACCAUCAAGAAGAUGGAAGUGCAGCAGAGUGAGACACGCUCUGCUGUAAAGAGGCGUCGGAUGUUGCAUUUCGAAGACCAGCCUAUGGAAACUUCCCUCUUCAGCUCUGAGUGUUUCUCUUCAAUCCUUAAAUCAAGCGCUAGAGAUGAAGCAUAUGAUGAGCUUUUACCAGAAGGAUCUCAGCUUAUACAAGGGUUUUCUGAAGACGCAUCUGCCUCAAGCUUGGAGGGACUUGAUCUGUAUGCAGAGGAGUGGUACGCUGAUUGCUUAAAUGAUCCCGAGACUCAAACGCUACCUGAUGACUUAAGCUUUGGUUCCCCUGAGGUCCAGAUAGAUGUUUCAGAGUACUUAAACGUGCCACUAGAAACAGAAACCAGGGAAGUUAGGAGGCCAGUGACUAGAUCUUCUCCAAAUGUUAUCUUUAAAGCAGGUAGGAAGUCAUUUGCAAGGCCGGUUCCAAAGCUACCAUCUUCCAUCAUCUACCCAUUUGCAUUCAUCAAACCGUGUGGGGUUCAUGGAGACAUGACUCUCAAGGACAUCAACAAGAAAAUCCAAACUCCACCAGCAAAAGCAAAGGAAGACAAGGAAGAGCCUCCAGUGAUCCAAACCUCAGCGUUCUCAGGGAAACCAGUUGUUGGGAAGACUAAAAUCCGCACAGAAGGUGGCAAAGGAAGUAUCACGAUCAUGAGGACGAGAGGCUAAACUUUAAGAUUUAAAGAAAAUCUAAACUUUUUUGCCUUAUUCUCAUAGGCCCUUCAAUAGUCAAGAAGGGUCUUUAAUCAAAGUACAGCGGCUAAUAUUAUGAAUCAAGUUCUUGUUUUCAUUUUGGUAUCUUUUGUAAGAAAGUGGAACUGCUGAAGGAUCUGUAAACCCUGGUUAGGAUAUUUUUUGGUUUGUAUAAAAAGUCUCUUUGUUCUUAAAUGUUGUUGGAAACUUUUAAUAUCCAAAACUUUGUUCAUGUC
This is a messenger RNA of Brassica rapa (field mustard), 1779 nucleotides long. RefSeq names its product protein XRI1. The record is from RefSeq and is a predicted model, not a curated record. Lineage: Eukaryota; Viridiplantae; Streptophyta; Magnoliopsida; Brassicales; Brassicaceae. Gene Ontology annotation, biological process: male meiotic nuclear division; female meiotic nuclear division.